Messenger RNA from Choloepus didactylus (southern two-toed sloth), 1717 nucleotides. RefSeq names its product keratin 8 (gene KRT8). The coding region runs from base 84 to 1526 and encodes 480 amino acids. The record is from RefSeq and is a predicted model, not a curated record. The transcript has 9 exons. NCBI's taxonomy places the organism in Eukaryota, Metazoa, Chordata, Mammalia, Pilosa, Megalonychidae. Gene Ontology annotation, cellular component: keratin filament.
GUCCCCCAACCCAGAAGCAGCAGUGCUCGGCUUCUACUCUGAUUUCUGGUUUGACCCGCUUGCCCACUUCUUCAGCCUCCACCAUGUCCAUCAGGGUCACCCAGAAAUCCUACAAGGUGUCCUCCGGCCCCCGGACCUUCAGCAGCCGCUCUUACACGAGCGGGCCCGGCACCCGCGUCAGCUCCUACUCUCGGGUGGGCAGCAGUGGCAGCAGCUUCCGGGGCAACCUGGGUGCUGGCAUGGGUCUGAUGGGGGGCUAUGCAGGGGCAGGGAGUGCCGGGGGUAUCACAGCCGUCACGUUGAACCAGAGCCUGCUGAGCCCCCUUAAGCUGGAGGUGGACCCCAACAUCCAGGCCGUGCGGAUGCAGGAGAAGGAGCAGAUCAAGUCCCUGAACAACAAGUUUGCUUCCUUCAUCGACAAGGUGCGGUUCCUGGAGCAGCAGAACAAGAUGCUGGAGACCAAGUGGAGCCUCCUGCAGCAGCAGAAGACUGCUGGGAGCAAAAUGGACAACUUGUUUGAGAGCUACAUCAACAACCUUCGGCGGCAGCACGAGGCGCUGAGCCAGGAGAAGCUGAAGCUGGAGGCGGAGCUUGGCAACAUGCAGGGCCUGGUGGAAGACUUCAAAAAUAAGUACGAGGAUGAGAUCAACAAGCGAACAGAGAUGGAGAAUGAAUUUGUCCUCAUCAAGAAGGAUGUGGAUGAAGCUUACAUGAACAAAGUGGAGCUGGAGUCCCGCCUGGAAGGGCUGACCGAUGAGAUUAACUUCCUCAGGCAGCUAUAUGAAGCGGAGAUCCGUGAGCUGCAGGCCCAGAUCUCGGACACGUCCGUGGUCCUCUCCAUGGACAACAGCCGCUCCCUGGACCUGGAUGGCAUCAUCGCCGAGGUCAAGGCCCAGUAUGAGGAAAUCGCCAACCGCAGCCGGGCUGAGGCUGAGAGCAUGUACCAGAUCAAGUACGAGGAGCUGCAGACGCUGGCCGGGAAGCAUGGGGAUGACCUCCGCCGCACGAAGACGGAGAUCUCUGAGAUGAACCGAUCCAUCAGCCGGCUCCAGGCUGAGAUCGAGGGCCUGAAGGGCCAGAGGGCUUCCCUGGAGGCCGCCAUUGCAGAUGCCGAGCAGCGUGGGGAGCUGGCCAUUAAGGAUGCCAAUGCCAAGUUGGCCCAGCUGGAGGCUGCCCUGCACCAGGCCAAGCAGGACAUGGCGCGGCAGCUGCGCGAGUACCAGGAGCUGAUGAACGUCAAGCUGGCCCUGGACAUUGAGAUCGCCACCUACCGCAAGCUGCUGGAGGGCGAGGAGAGCCGGCUGGAAUCUGGGAUGCAGAACAUGAGUAUUCAUACGAAGACUUCCAGUGGCUACUACUCAGGUCCACUGAGCCCCGUCUUUGGAGGCAUCGCAGGCACUGGCAACAACUACUCCUUCAGCUCUGGUGGGAGCCGCACUGGCUCCACCAAGGCCGUGGUUGUGAAGAAGAUUGAGACCCGCGAUGGGAAGCUGGUGUCGGAGUCGUCUGAUGUCCUGCCCAAGUGAACUGCCACUGCAGCCCCUCCAGGCCCACCCACCUGCUGUGCUGCCCCAGAGCAUGGGGACAAGGAGCUGUGCAGGGGGUGUAGGGAACAGGAGACCUGGGGUACCCCUUCUUGCCUAUGUCCCCAUUUAGAAGCCAUUUCAUCUUUUCCAAAAUAAAGCCUCAGUUGGCUCUGCCAACUGACCUUGCUGUG